Messenger RNA from Columba livia (rock pigeon), 1782 nucleotides. RefSeq names its product small ubiquitin-related modifier 3. Gene Ontology annotation, biological process: protein sumoylation. Gene Ontology annotation, molecular function: protein tag activity; ubiquitin-like protein ligase binding. Lineage: Eukaryota; Metazoa; Chordata; Aves; Columbiformes; Columbidae. The record is from RefSeq and is a predicted model, not a curated record. The coding region runs from base 228 to 512 and encodes 94 amino acids. Gene Ontology annotation, cellular component: nucleus. The transcript has 4 exons.
GUGACGCACUUUCCAGAACCGCCCGGGGAGCUGCGCGCGGUUGCUUCUCCCCCACCCCGUCACGUGACCGGGCCGGGCCGGCCAAUGGGCGCGCGGGGCGGCCGGCCGCGGGGCGGGGCCGAGCUGCGCGCUGUCUCGCGGACGGCGGCGGGAGCCCGAGCGCGCGGGCCGCUCCUUCAGCGCGCGCGCGUCGUCCGCUCCCCUCCCCCCGCGCCGGCCCCGCCGCCAUGUCUGAGGAGAAGCCCAAGGAAAGCGUGAAAACAGAGAAUGAUCACAUCAACCUGAAAGUGGCGGGGCAGGACGGCUCCGUGGUGCAGUUCAAGAUCAAGCGGCACACGCCGCUCAGCAAGCUGAUGAAGGCGUACUGCGAGCGGCAGGGCUUGUCGAUGAGGCAGAUUAGAUUCAGAUUUGAUGGACAACCAAUUAGUGAAUCAGAUACACCUGCACAGCUGGAGAUGGAAGAUGAAGACACUAUUGACGUGUUCCAGCAGCAGACGGGUGGGGUGUGUUAAGACACCAGGAGCUCCGGGAUCCUCGUCACACCUCGCUCUCAUCUGUCCUCGGGUUUGCUAUGAAAUAGUGAACAAAUUAACACGCCAAUCACACGGGGCUCUUCGAAACUUUAGAGGACAUUUCCCAAAAUCGCUUGUUGUCUUUGACGUACUGCGUGUGCGAGUCAAAACAGUCUCUGCAGGGAUUAAUCUAUAUCUUAAAUUGGGCCAAUUUGAUUUAAGUUUAGAUUAAGUAAUAUGCGUUGUCUCUCUGCUGUGUUGGUUUUUUUUCUUUAAACCGGUGGCCUAAACAUUCAUCCAUGUGUUGGGACAUGGAGUGUUCAUUCCUGGCUCUUGUCUUACCCCUCUGUUUAAUUCUUAUCGUGUAAAUAAUUCAGUAUAUUUUCAUGCCACCUGUGAGCGUAAAAGUUUCAAGAUAUGCCUGGGAGAAGGAGAAAAGAUGCUGAUUUAAAAUUUUUAGCACAUUUUGCAGGCACAGUUCCUUCCAACACAAGAUCCAACGCUGAGAUAGGGCUGGAGUUUGAAACAUUUACACGUGCUUUGUCAUAUUAUGAUAAAGUCAUCUGAAAUAUACCUUUUUUUUUUUAAAAUGCAGGGGUGAGAUUUGUGCUGAAUUAUUGUUGGAACUGGAGUUAGCAGAGCAGCUGGUCCAAAAACCACCGCUCGCCAUGGAGCGGCGGCAUUGUUUUGUUGCGCAAGUUUAUAAAAAGAGUUUAUAAAAAGCUGAACCUGUCGCCAUCCUCCCGCUGCCUUUCAUGUGGCUCUUUAUUCCCCAGCGGCAAUUAGAAGCGUGCAGCCUCCACUUUAUUUUAAUACUUGUUUUUGGUAGAGAAAAGUGAUAAAUGGGGGCGGGGGGGGACACACAGAAAUAAAAGCACCUUUUAAUGUCCCCAAGCUGCACAGAAGAGCUGUCAUGAACGCAGUGAGCAGGGAAAGGGAUAAAUGUGUGCCUGUGUUCAAAAAACACGUGAUUCUCUGUGCUGCUGCCUCCCAAAAGUGAGUUUUAAGUGCGUUUCUGUGCCGGGUUUGAGCCCUGUGCUGCGGUGGAGUCUGUUGCAGAUGACUUUUUCCGUCCUGUUGUCACUCCGUAGCUUGUUCACUGCUCCGCGGGAUCGUUACCUGCCCCUGUGACCGCUGGAUCAUCUCCCGCUUGCUGGAAAUCUUGCUGGAAAAGCCCUUGUUUUCAUUUUCUUGUACGUCUGUUCACCGAUUUGUACAUUUAUUUGUCGUCCUUUCCUCUUGUACACAGUAAAUCUAGUUUGGUACUCUG